AUGAGAAAUAUUUCUGAUUUUAUAAAAGAUGGACAAAAUCAUGCAUCUAUAAAGAUUGAAUUAAAACAUGAUGAUGAUAAUGUGAUAAUAAUUUGUUUGAUCACAAGAGCUGAUAAUGGAACUCAAUGGACAUUAAAUGGUGAAAAAACUACACUUGAAAAUAUUCAGAGUAUAGUUGAAUCAUUUAAUAUACAAAUGUCUCCACCAGAAUUAUUAAUUCUAACUCAAGAGGCGACUGGAGAAAAAGAAUUAUUAGGAUGUCAUAGAUCAUUGAUUAAACUUAGUGAACAAAAGAAUUUGUUAUCAGAAUCAAAUACAGAUAAAGAUGAACUCAAUAAUUUGGAAAAAAGAAAUGCAAUCUUAGAAAGAGAUGUUGCACAUUUCAGAGAAAGAGAAGCAAUUCUAAGAAAG
Messenger RNA from Entrophospora candida, 411 nucleotides. NCBI's taxonomy places the organism in Eukaryota, Fungi, Glomeromycota, Glomeromycetes, Entrophosporales, Entrophosporaceae. The record is from the annotation of a GenBank genome assembly.